CAUGUGUUCAAGGAUCCUCGAGUCUGCUGCAGUUACCGGUAACCGGAGCAUGAAACCAUGAUAUUGAGUUGCCUGGAGCCUCUCCAACAUUCCCACCAUUGUUAUCUCUUCUUCUUGAUGCUAUCUAUAGGACAAGGCUGAGAGGCUGUCUGGCCAGCAGGCUCGUAUUUUUGAAGAUAUUAGGCUGCCAUGACCGUCGAUUCAAAAAAACCAAAUUUUGGUUGGAGACGCUGUUCCUCGGAUUUUGGCUGUAAAGGAGGGACUUGCUGGGUUGCUUUUUGUCUCACAAUCCAUUGGCAUCCACUGUAAUCAACUGUUUAUCAUGACCUACGACUUCAAGACAAAAGAUGGCGGUAUAUUCUCCGCCUCUUGUCGCAGACCAAAUCGUUCGUCACUGCGUCCAAUCAAUGACAUGGAAGCAUACAAGACGAGGAUUGCAAAAUGCAUUGCUCAUGCAAUUCGCAAGGAAAGUGAUGAGGUUCUUAUCUGGUACUUUCAGAACAGCACAUUCCUUGCCCCAGAGCAAGCCAUGGAGCUACACGACUUCCUUUGUGGACAAGACAACGUUGAAACAACUUAUGUUGCGAUGGAUAGGCUCAGCAUUGUGAUCAAGACUUGCCACGGGGUGAAGCUUACUCUUGUACUUGUCUGCAAGUUUUCUCGAUUCUACGUUGAGCGUCCUCCUAAAAAUGCUGGAAUGAGUGCUGUGAUCACUGAAUUGGAAACACUUCCCUCUUUCCGGAAAGAGGCACCACACAAUACUGUCGCUGACACCCCCUCUGUUGUGGAUCUAUUGUCACCAAGCAGCAUCGCAAACUCCGAAUUCACUCUAGAAACAAUGGAUUGAAUGAGUGGAUAUUCAAUUGCCACUGGAGAGCUCUAUCAUUGUGUUUGCUGGUUGCAACCGUAUCUCAAACCACUAUAAAUGGCGUUAUUUUACAGCAUCAGGUGUGAGAUACAGCCGCAAUGAGCAAAGUGCAGG
Seminavis robusta is the source of this 982-nucleotide messenger RNA. NCBI's taxonomy places the organism in Eukaryota, Bacillariophyta, Bacillariophyceae, Naviculales, Naviculaceae. The record is from the annotation of a GenBank genome assembly.